UAAGCUGCGUCACGUUGCUGGAGGGGAGGAAGGAAUACUAAUGGUGGCAGGCAGCUGAUUUUUGUCGGUGAUUAAAGGGAUAUACAGCUGUUGACGAUACUGUUUAAUUGAAUUUCUUCAGUUAGUACAACUUUAAUUUUGCCAGGAACCCUCAACAUGUUGCAACGGAGCACCACCUGGCUGUUUUGUGUUCUUUUUCAAAUCUUGGCAGCGGUUUCGCAGGGAUUCGGCGAGUUUGAGUCCGUCAGUGUCGGCGCUCCCAUAAACGGGGACCGCUUCAAGAUCGAAGGCCGGUGCGUCGUGCCGGGUGUCAAAGCACAAGACUGGGUCUCUACAGCACGAGUCCUAGUCGAGGGCGAAGACCACGUCGGCUUUUUAAAAACCGAUGGAAGUUUUGCUGUCAAUGAUGUCCCCUCGGGUUCCUAUGUAGUAGAGAUUGUGUCACCAGCAUACAAGUUUGAACCAGUUCGAGUGGACAUUACAUCAAAAGGCAAAAUAAGGGCCAGAAUGGUUAAUUUCAUUAAAACAUCUGAAGUAGUGCGGCUGCCUUACCCACUGCAGAUGAGAUCCUCUGGCCCACAUUCCUAUUUCAAUAAGCGUGAAACGUGGGGGUGGACAGAUUUCCUCAUGAACCCAAUGGUUAUGAUGAUGGUCCUUCCAUUACUGAUUAUCGUCUUGCUGCCCAAGGUGGUCAACACCAAUGAUCCUGAGAUGCGACGGGAGAUGGAGCAAUCUAUGAACAUGCUGAACCCUAAUCCCGAGUUACCUGAUGUGUCUGAAUUCAUGACCAAACUCUUCUCCUCCAAGGGCUCUGGCAAGUCGGGAAACAGCAUUAAAGCAGGAAAAAGUGGGCAAUUGAAGAGGAGGUAGUUCCUUGAAACUAGGAACGUAAAUGCACAGAAACACUGCCUGGCAUGACGUUAUUUAGUUUGUUUUAUAUUCCUCCUUUUUUCUGUGUUUGUGGUUUUUUUUUUUUGUUUGUUCUUUUGUUGAGACUAAAAGCAAAUUCAAGUCUCUUUGUGUAGAUCUGUUGCAGUACAAGUUAGAGAAGCUAAUGAUGCUAGGAACAGCUCCAGUAUACACCCCUCCAGUAAAUAAAUGAAUUGCUUACAGUAUAAACCA
Molecule: messenger RNA, 1122 nt
Organism: Polyodon spathula (Mississippi paddlefish)
Lineage: Eukaryota; Metazoa; Chordata; Actinopteri; Acipenseriformes; Polyodontidae
Product: ER membrane protein complex subunit 7-like
Exons: 5
Coding region: 157-870 (237 amino acids)
Cellular component (GO): EMC complex
Molecular function (GO): carbohydrate binding
Source: RefSeq, a predicted model, not a curated record